AUGGACUCCCCUGAGGGGAGACGAGUGAAGUUCGUUCCUUCCCACCAUAAUGAUUACUACUCUCCCGACCCCACUCCGCCCAGUAGUACCCCGUCCACUCCGCGUUGGACUCCGUCUCCGCUUUCGCAACCAGACAUGACUUCCGCGGUAAUCCAUGGUGACUACCCCGCCACUCCUCACUGGCGUUCCGUUAGCCUCCCAGACGUUGAGUUGGACGGGAGCGAGGAUGGCCAAAACCUCUCUCCCGCCUCGGUGCAGCAUGUCCCCCUUACUCCGCAGCCCCAAACGCCGCGUGUAUCAUCAAGCGCCGUGCGCUUGUGCCUCGCCCUGGCGUACAACCCUGCACACGGGCCGUUGUUACUCUGCGAUGUCACGCAGAGGCCUUCAAUGGCUAUCGUAGCCCCCGAACAUGCCAUGUCGCAGACAUUGGAAGAUUGGCUAGCUUUACCAGCCACAGAUCCUCCAGUUACGCGCAUGACUCUGACAUGCAAACUACUUCCUUUCACGAUACUCGUGGCACCAUCAUCGACCGCGGCUGCGUACGCAUCAGGACCUGAGUCAUCCAUCACGGUUGCGGACGUACUACAAGCCAUCUACACAUCCCUCAUGGAACCUACCACCGACUACGAGAUCAUGCGUGCCCGUGGCGGGGAUGUAUCUGGAUCACCUACUCAGUUCUUCUUCCCCGCCUCCGGUUACGCUGGCAUGGUCCGACGCAGAAGCGAUAUUGUAUAUGGCAAUAGCAUGUUUCUUGGAAUGACGUCUACUGGCCUCGAAGGAGAAUGGCUUUUGAUACUAGGAGCCAAUCGCUCUGACGGUCUGCAAUGA
Punctularia strigosozonata HHB-11173 SS5 is the source of this 828-nucleotide messenger RNA. RefSeq lists its product as uncharacterized. Lineage: Eukaryota; Fungi; Basidiomycota; Agaricomycetes; Corticiales; Punctulariaceae. The transcript has a single exon. The record is from RefSeq and is a predicted model, not a curated record. Bases 1 to 828 code for a protein of 275 amino acids.